Molecule: messenger RNA, 371 nt
Organism: Nanorana parkeri
Lineage: Eukaryota; Metazoa; Chordata; Amphibia; Anura; Dicroglossidae
Gene: CCDC167
Product: coiled-coil domain containing 167
Exons: 4
Coding region: 40-333 (97 amino acids)
Source: RefSeq, a predicted model, not a curated record
GAAGCUGCAGGAAGGAGACGUGUCCAGGAAGAGAGGAGGAUGGCGAAGAAGAAGCGAGAGAAGAUCAGCGUGGUCAGAGAGAUAGACGGGAUGGAGGAGCGGCUGGCCGCCUGCAGGACCAACCUGGACGAUGUUGACUACAAACUACGUAAACUGGAGCUGACGGAGGAGGGGAGAAAAUCUUUGGAAAAAGAGAAGAAUUCUCUGACCAACAAGAUGUCUCGUUAUGAGAAAGAGCUGAAAUCUCUGCGCCACGAGAACCGCAAGAACAUGCUGCUGUCAGUCGCCAUCUUCCUGUUCAUCUCGCUGGUGUAUUACAGCUGGACCAUGUGAUGGAGGAACGCGGAUCCGCAAUGGACACACCUCCCCGC